Molecule: messenger RNA, 3039 nt
Organism: Brettanomyces nanus
Lineage: Eukaryota; Fungi; Ascomycota; Pichiomycetes; Pichiales; Pichiaceae
Gene: KGD1
Product: 2-oxoglutarate dehydrogenase E1 component
Exons: 1
Coding region: 1-3039 (1012 amino acids)
Biological process (GO): tricarboxylic acid cycle
Cellular component (GO): mitochondrion; oxoglutarate dehydrogenase complex
Molecular function (GO): oxoglutarate dehydrogenase (succinyl-transferring) activity; thiamine pyrophosphate binding
Source: RefSeq, a predicted model, not a curated record
AUGAUUAGAUUCUCUAGAAAUCUCCCCGCAUUACGUGGACUGCAGAGAUCCAGACUUUCAAAAAGCUUGGUGUGCAACAACUUUAGGUUCAAUACCGUUGUCGGAAGUCGAGCUUAUGUCUCAGCCCCACCUGCCCAGGAUACGUUUCUUCAAGGUGAUGCGGCCAAUUAUGUCGAUGAGAUGUAUGAAGCUUGGUUGAAGGAUCCUAAAUCGGUUCAUAUAUCUUGGAAUGCCUAUUUCAGUAACCUUCAGGGUGGUCGUCCUUCCGCUACUGCUUUUGUGGCACCUCCAACGCUAAUUCCUGGUCCUGUCGGUAGUUUGAGCAUGUUACCUAACAGUCAGACCUCUGGAAAUGAGGAUAUUGUAACCCAUUUGAAAGCCCAACUUAUGGUUCGUGCUUACGAGGUGCGCGGUCAUCAGAAGGCUCAUUUGGAUCCUCUUCAUAUUGCUUUUGGUGAUGCUAAUGAUUUGCAUAUACCACUUGAGUUGACACCGGGUUACUACGGCUUCACUGAGGCAGACAUGAACAAAGAUAUUGCUUUGGGCCCCGGUAUUCUUCCUAACUUCGCCAAACUAGGCGUUUCAACUAUGAAAUUGAAGGAUUUAAUUGCUACUUGUGAGAAAAUUUAUUGCUCGACUUAUUCUGUUGAGUAUAUUCAUAUUCCUUCUAGAGAGCGUUGCGAUUGGAUCCGGGAGCGCGUUGAGAUUCCUGAAGCCUUCAAGUUCACUCCUGACCAAAAACGUCAAAUAUUGGAUCGUUUGGUCUGGUCUUGUGAGUUUGAAAAUUUCCUUUCUACAAAGUAUCCUAACGAUAAGAGAUUUGGACUGGAAGGUGCUGAAUCUGUUGUGCCUGGCAUGAAGGCAUUAAUUGAUACAUCUGUUGAUCUUGGCAUCGAAGACAUUGUUAUUGGUAUGCCACAUCGUGGUCGACUCAACAUGUUGACCAACGUUGUCAGAAAGCCUGCCGAAGCUAUAUUUUCUGAGUUUUCGGGCUCUACAGCUCAAGAUGAGGGUUCUGGUGAUGUGAAAUAUCAUUUGGGAAUGAAUUACUGCCGUCCGACAACUUCUGGUAAAAGUGUCAACUUAUCCAUUGUGGCAAAUCCAUCCCAUUUAGAAGCCGAAGAUCCGGUUGUUCUUGGUAGGACUCGUGCCAUCCAGCAUUUUAAGAAUGAUGUCGGUGAAUUCAAUAAGGCAAUGUCGGUUCUUUUCCAUGGUGAUGCUGCAGUUGCCGCUCAAGGUGUUGUUUAUGAGUCCAUGGGAUUUUCGCAUUUGCCUGCAUACUCUACUGGUGGUACUAUUCAUAUUAUCGUGAAUAACCAGAUUGGUUUCACUACUGAUCCUCAAUUUGGUCGUUCCACUAGAUAUGCAUCUGAUAUUGCAAAAGCUUUUAAUGCGCCUGUCUUCCAUGUCAAUGCGGAUGAUGUGGAGGCAGUUACCUUUAUGUUCAAUUUAGCUGCUGAGUGGCGUGAAACUUUCCAUUCUGAUGUCUUUUUGGAUGUGGUCGGUUAUAGAAAGCACGGUCACAAUGAAACUGAUCAACCUUCUUUCACCCAACCUCUGAUGUACAAGCAAAUUGCAAAAAAGAAGUCGGUUCUUGACAUGUAUGUCAAGCAAUUAUUGAAAGAAGGUGUGUUUACGCAGGAGGACAUAGAAGAGCACAAGCAAUGGGUGUGGAAAACUUUACAGACUUCACUUGACAAGGCAAAAGAUUACACUCCAGAGACUCGUGAAUGGCUUACUUCUCCUUGGGAGGGAUUCAAAUCACCAAGACAAUUGGCCCACGAGAUUUUGCCUCACUUACCGACCGCUGUUGAUGAGAGUACUCUAAAAAAGAUUGGUGAGGUCAUAUCCACACCUCCAGAAGGAUUCAAAGUUCAUAGAAAUCUCAAACGUAUUCUUAAGAGCAGACUUAAGUCCGUGGAAAGUGGUGAAGGUAUUGAUUGGUCUACGGGUGAAGCACUUGCCUUUGGAUCACUGGCUUUAGAGGGUUACCAUCUUCGUAUUACUGGUCAGGAUGUUGAAAGAGGAACUUUCUCUCAAAGACAUGCUGUUUUGCAUGAUCAGGAUACCGGUGCCACUUAUGUUCCAUUAAAGCACAUUGGCGCAAAACAAGGCGAUUUUGUCAUUUCAAAUUCGUCUCUUUCUGAGUUUGGUGUGUUGGGUUACGAAUAUGGUUAUUCUUUGGCUAGCCCUGACUCUUAUGUGGAAUGGGAGGCCCAAUUUGGUGAUUUCGCCAACAACGCUCAAUGCAUAAUGGAUCAAUUUAUUUCUUCUGCUGAAAGCAAAUGGAAGCAACGUUCUGGUAUGGUAUUGUCGCUUCCUCAUGGUUAUGAUGGACAAGGUCCAGAACACUCCUCUGCACGUAUUGAACGUUACUUGCAGAUGUGCAACGAGGACCCACGAUUUUUCCCCUCUGAGGACAAAUUAGAGAGACAGCAUCAAGAUUGCAAUAUGCAAGUCACUUAUCCAACGACUCCUGCAAAUCUAUUCCAUCUAAUGAGAAGGCAGAUGCAUCGUCAAUUCCGUAAACCCUUGAUUAUAUUUUUCUCUAAAAGUUUGUUACGUCAUCCGUUGGCCAGAUCUGCUCUCUCCGAAUUUACUGGAGAUUCUCAUUUCCAGUGGAUCAUUGAGGAUUCUGAACUCGGAAAGAGCAUUAAGAACAAGUCUGAAAUCAAGCGUUUGGUUCUCUGUUCUGGUCAAGUGUACGCCACUCUUGUUAAGAAGCGUGAAGAUUUAGGCGACACGGACACUGCCUUUAUUAAAGUGGAGCAGUUGCAUCCAUUUCCAUACGCUCUCCUCAAAGAAGCUUUCCAAUCAUAUCCAGCCGUUGAAGACCUAGUCUGGUGUCAGGAGGAGCCUCUCAACAUGGGUGCCUGGAGUUAUAUGUACCCAAGAAUGAACUCAACAUUAAAAGAAGCUGGUGUCGAUAUUCCGCUGAGAUAUGCGGGUAGAGAUCCAUCUGCCUCAAUUGCUGCUGGUAACAAGAAGAAGCAUCAUGCUGAAGAAGAAGCUUUCUUGGCCGAGGUUUGGAAAAGCUGA